CUGCAGUUGUGGUUGCCUCAAAGUAACCUUACUAUUUUCUUGAGUUAUAAGUUGUUGAAUUUCUUGGAUGAAAUUUAUUUGUCAAACAAAAAUGAAGAAAAUGGGGUGCAACUCAUUCUUUUAAUAAUUUUUGUUUUUUUUUUGAGCAGAAUAACCAAACCGUAAAGACUGAUUAAUGGUAAUUUUGCUGUGAGUACUUUCAACACAAACUCAAAAGUUACUUCUUAUUGUGAUUUGUAUAAUAUUUGAAAUAUGGCCCAAUCCUCCCAGCCGAACUCCUCCCUGUGUAAAUCCUCUGUACCAAGGAUUUAUCAUGAGAUUAUGGAGGACGUCAUAUCAGGGGUGAGAGAAGCAUUCCUAGAAGAUGGAGUGGACGAGCAAGUAUUACAAGAGCUAAGGCAAACUUGGGAAACCAAACUGGCAGCCAGUAAAGCUAUACCAAAUGAGGCUGAAGAAAAGGCCAAAAAGGAAAUUAUGCAUUCAAAUGGUUAUCCAAAGCAGGUAGCAACCCAACAGCAAAUGCAGCCAUCACACCCUCUUCCCAGUGUACCUGUACAGCCUGUACAGUCAGUACUCGAGACUAAAAUGGUUCCGAUACAGAUAACGUUGCCCCCUCAGCCUGGAACAGACGGACCACAACGCGUGCUGACAAUACAGGUCCCCGCUAUAGCUCUUCAAGGAAACCAACUCCAAAAGGUACUAACUGGUCCGGUUAUCACAGCAACCAUGGGCCUUCCUCCUGGAAUAGCAUCCUCCCUGUUACAACAACACGUUAAUGCUGCAUUCCUCAGUCAUCAAGCUGCAUCUCUCCACAAAAACCCUUCUCAGACUGAUGGCACAGUGAGCGACUCUGAAGAUGGUUUGGAAAUCGAAUUUGUUUUGCCCAAAUGUAAAUCAAACAAAAAAAUUCACAAUAAGAAGAAAUUGACAAGAACUACCAAAGAAUUGAAACAAGUAGAUGGUGGUAUGGAUACUUCAGAUGAUAAUACAGAUGGAUCAGAGGAUGACAAUGACGACGAUGAUCCUGACGACGAUAAGGACGAUGAAGACCAAGAAAUUGAAGAUGAAGGUGGCGAAGAAGAGCCGCUCAAUUCAGAAGAUGAUGUUUCUGACGAAGACCCUACAGAUCUCUUUGAUACAGACAACAUUAUUGUUUGCCAGUACGACAAAAUAAUUCGCAAUCGAAACAAGUGGAAAUUCUACUUGAAAGAUGGCAUUAUGAAUUUAAACAUGAUAGAUUAUGUCUUCCAGAAGGCCAAUGGUGAUGCAGAAUGGUAAACAGAGUAUAGGGAAUGGGUUCAACAGACUUGUUCAAUUUUGGAAACUUCAACUGUUGCUUGAUUCUAUUUCUGUUCUAUGUUUUAUUAGUCUUUAGUAAGUACCUACUUAUUGGAAUAUCUAUGGAUUUGAUUUAGUUAUUUUUUUCAAGAUUUUAGAGAUAUCAAUAUUUAUUUCCCUUUCAACUUUUCUUCCAUUUUGGGGUAGAUUUGAAUAAAUUUCUUUAUUUUUAUUUCCAAAUAAGUGCUUUCCCCUGCCUUAUAGUUGUUGAAAAAAAAAGAUAAAUAAAAGAGGAUAUUUUUGCACAGGCAAAAAAGUUUUGAAGAAGACUGACAUGAUUUUUUUUAUUGUCAGGUAGGUUGGCAUAAAGAAUAUUGACAAUGCCCCUGUAUUUUAAAAAUAAUAAUUGUAUGUUUUGUUUUUCUCUAUUAAUAUUAAACACAAUAAUUUUUUAUAAAAAAAUUGGUCAGGUUGCCAGAGCUAAACAUUUUUCCUUAGGGAAAACUGAAACGCAACUUUGGGGAAGGACAAAGGCGAGUCAAAAACAAUUUUGCCAGUUAUAAACACCAUAGCUUGACACUUGUCAAUUCACGCGCCAGUAAUAUAUUCAUUGAACUUCCUUGAAAAUCAUACAGAAUUUUGUUUAUUUAUACAUUUCGCACCUCAGAACUACACAUUUCAAUAACCGCGUGUGGCUAAAUUCAGCUGGUUUAGGCACCGUGGUGGAAUGGUAGAACAAGCAGUGUUAUUAAAUUAAACAGGAUUUGGCAAGCUGUGGUUUGGCAUUGGCAUUAGUGAAUUUUAAUCACCGCAUCCGUGGCGGUGCACCAUUUUGGUGAAUUUAGCAACACGCGGAAUCAGGUCUACCCCAAUUUUCCCCCCAUCAAUGUUGCUCUUUAGUUUGCUUUGAGGAAAAUUCUUUUUGAAUUCACACCAUUAAUCUUUUUCCCAAUAUCUGGCCUAUAAGAAAAUACUCUAUGCUUUAAAGUUGGUAUAGUGAGAUACCAACUUUACAGAUUUUCUACUGCAGUUAUGGCUCCCUCUUGGGCUAGUUGUAUUCAUUGUUUGAAAGUUAAGGUGCAAUAUAUAUUGUGCAAACAAAAAUAUUUGGGUAGAGGAAAAGAAAAUGAUGGUCACAUCAAGUGAGUGUAAACUAGGUGGGGCCAGGAGAUCCUCUUCCUCACUUUCAAGCAUCUAAUUCUAUGUAAUCAGUUUACUUCACAUCUGCAUACAAAUUUGCUGCUAUCUAUUUUUGACAGAAAAAUAACUUUCAAGCAAUUGGUUAAUUUGAACCAUCCUGUAAUCUUGAAUGAUUUAUUGAGGGAAAAUGUAUGCCUAGGAGCCAUUUAGUCAUAACAGUACAGUUGGGAAGAUCUUCUGCCAGAGAGGGUGUUCUUUACAAUGACGUUGACUCUGUGCAUUUCUCUUGUUUUUAUUUUUAAAAUUAGAUUGUUCACUGUUGUAACCCAAUUUAUGUAUCCUAGCCAACCCAUGUAUAUAGAUAUAAGUUUUGUUAGUUCUAAUAUAGGAUUUGUUUUCUUUACUUGUACAUUACUUCUAAUUUGUUAUAAUUAUUCCUUGAAUAAACGUUUCAGCAACCA
This is a messenger RNA of Ceutorhynchus assimilis (cabbage seed weevil), 2879 nucleotides long. The record is from the annotation of a GenBank genome assembly. Lineage: Eukaryota; Metazoa; Arthropoda; Insecta; Coleoptera; Curculionidae.